Molecule: messenger RNA, 354 nt
Organism: Necator americanus (New World hookworm)
Lineage: Eukaryota; Metazoa; Nematoda; Chromadorea; Rhabditida; Ancylostomatidae
Exons: 2
Coding region: 1-354 (117 amino acids)
Biological process (GO): translation
Cellular component (GO): cytosolic small ribosomal subunit; ribosome
Molecular function (GO): mRNA binding; structural constituent of ribosome
Source: RefSeq, a predicted model, not a curated record
AUGACGGUCAAGAGAAGGAAUCAUGGAAGAAACAAGAAGAACCGUGGACGUUGCACGUUCAUUCGUUGCACAAAUUGUGGACGCUGUUGCCCUAAGGAUAAGGCCAUAAAGAAAUUCGUGGUACGAAACAUAGUUGAGGCUGCUGCCGUCCGUGAUAUUGGAGAAGCCUCCGCUUACAUGCAGUACGCCUUGCCGAAGCUCUACCAUAAGCUGCACUACUGUGUUGCAUGUGCGAUCCACAGCAAAGUAGUGCGUAACAGGUCUCGAGAUGCUCGCAAGGACCGUAACCCCCCUCCUCGCUUUGGUCAGCGCACUGCUCAGGCUCGCCCCGGAGUUCCUGGACCUCGUCCUUGA